CCUUAAAUUGGAAUGUGAGAAACUGGCAAGUGAAAAGACAGAAAUGCAGAGGCACUAUGUGAUGUAUUAUGAAAUGUCGUAUGGAUUAAACAUUGAAAUGCACAAACAGACAGAAAUCGCCAAGAGAUUGAAUACAAUCUGUGCACAAGUCAUCCCAUUUUUGUCUCAGGAACAUCAGCAGCAAGUGGCCCAAGCUGUAGAACGUGCCAAACAAGUGACCAUGGCUGAACUGAAUGCCAUCAUCGGGCAGCAGCAGUUGCAGGCUCAACAUCUCUCCCAUGGCCAUGGACCUCCAGUGCCUCUAACACCACAUCCAUCGGGACUUCAGCCUCCAGGAAUCCCUCCACUUGGAAGCAGUGCUGGCCUUCUUGCCCUUUCUAGUGCUUUGGGUGGGCAGUCUCACUUGGCAAUAAAAGAUGACAAGAAGCAUCACGAUGCAGAACACCACAGAGACAGAGAGCCAGGCACAAGUAAUUCUCUGUUGGUCCCGGACAGCCUGCGAACCACAGAUAAACGCAGGAAUGGCCCUGAAUAUACGAAUGACAUCAAAAAGAGAAAGGUGGAUGAUAAGGAUUCCAGCCACUAUGACAGCGAUGGGGACAAGAGUGACGAUAACUUGGUUGUAGAUGUAUCCAAUGAGGAUCCUUCUUCCCCAAGGGCAAGUCCCACUCAUUCCCCACGUGAAAACGGUAUAGAUAAAACCCGCCUGCUGAAGAAAGACGCCUCUAGCAGUCCAGCAUCUACAGCCUCUUCAGGAAGUUCCACUUCUCUCAAAUCUAAAGAAAUGAGUCUGCAUGAAAAAGCCAGCACGCCUGUUCUGAAAUCCAGCACACCAACUCCUCGAAGUGAUGUGCCAACCCCAGGCACUAGUGCAACUCCAGGACUUCGUCCAGGCCUUGGCAAGCCUCCAACAAUGGACCCUCUGGUUAACCAAGCUGCUGCAGGUUUGCGGACACCAUUGGCAGUACCAGGACCGUAUCCUGCUCCAUUUGGAAUGGUACCUCAUGCUGGCAUGAAUGGAGAGUUAACCAGUCCAGGGGCAGCCUAUGCCAGUCUGCACAAUAUGUCACCCCAGAUGAGUGCUGCUGCUGCUGCAGCUGCUGUGGUUGCCUAUGGAAGAUCUCCUAUGGUUGGGUUUGAUCCUCCUCCUCACAUGAGAGUACCUGGAAUCCCUCCAAAUCUAGCAGGGAUUCCUGGGGGAAAACCAGCCUACUCCUUUCACGUUACUGCAGAUGGUCAGAUGCAGCCGGUUCCUUUCCCUCCUGAUGCCCUCAUCGGUCCAGGAAUCCCUCGUCAUGCCCGUCAGAUCAACACUCUGAACCACGGGGAAGUUGUGUGUGCAGUCACCAUCAGCAACCCCACAAGACACGUGUACACGGGUGGGAAGGGGUGUGUCAAAGUCUGGGACAUCAGCCAGCCUGGCAACAAGAGCCCUGUCUCUCAGCUGGACUGCCUGAACAGAGAUAACUACAUCCGCUCUUGUAAAUUGCUGCCUGAUGGAUGCACCCUAAUAGUUGGCGGGGAAGCCAGCACAUUAUCCAUAUGGGACCUGGCAGCUCCAACUCCUCGUAUAAAAGCAGAGUUGACAUCCUCAGCCCCUGCCUGCUAUGCUCUAGCUAUCAGUCCUGAUUCCAAGGUAUGCUUUUCCUGCUGCAGUGACGGGAACAUCGCAGUGUGGGAUCUGCACAAUCAGACAUUGGUCAGGCAAUUCCAGGGCCACACAGAUGGAGCCAGCUGUAUUGAUAUUUCUAAUGAUGGUACCAAGCUCUGGACGGGAGGUUUGGAUAACACCGUCAGAUCCUGGGACUUGAGAGAGGGGAGACAGCUACAACAGCAUGACUUCACAUCACAGAUAUUUUCCCUUGGUUAUUGUCCUACUGGUGAAUGGUUAGCUGUGGGAAUGGAGAGCAGCAACGUAGAAGUGCUACAUGUAAAUAAACCAGACAAAUAUCAGCUGCACCUUCAUGAGAGUUGUGUAUUGUCACUCAAGUUUGCUUAUUGUGGCAAAUGGUUUGUGAGUACUGGGAAAGAUAACCUUCUUAAUGCAUGGAGAACUCCUUAUGGAGCCAGUAUCUUCCAGUCCAAAGAAUCUUCGUCAGUGCUUAGCUGUGACAUCUCUGUGGAUGAUAAGUACAUAGUCACUGGCUCUGGAGACAAAAAGGCUACAGUCUAUGAAGUUAUCUACUGAAAAAUAUGAUGGGGAUAUAACUUUUAGAAGUUGAACUGGGCCAAAAUUGUUCUUAAUUGUAGAAGUAGAAAGGUUUUGCCUUUUAAAAAGGAACAAAAGUAUUGAGGUUCAAGACCUUGCCAUGCCAUGAAACUACUCCGAUUUUUCAAAAUAGAAGGCAACAUCCAGCAACUAAAUAUUGGCUACGUGGACCAAAUGGAACACAGAGGCAAGAUGGACAGAUGUAGCCUAGGUUUUUGACAUAGUUUUUAAAAGCUGAGUCUACAGAAGAAUGUUGGAGCCUUUUAUUUUUUCUUUCUUUGUGACCUCAUGCAAAUUGUUCUCAUUGCUUGAAUACGGGGGAUAAAUACCUAUCUGUUCCUUGCAGUUCAAGUUGCGUUCUGUCCUGUAAGAGCAGUGGUGUCUCAGAUGAACUUAUUUCCUGGCUUUGCAUCUUGUGAUAUGUUUUUGUAUUUUUGUUGAAGGUCAAACAUUUGUAUAAAUUGUAAAUAUAUUUAGUUUAUUACAGUAAAGGCUUUAGUACCAACAACCAGUCUUCCCUCCCUGUCCCCUUCCUGCCCACCCUGCUUAUUUAAAAUUUAAAAUCUUUUGGGGAUAUAAGUACCUUUUUAGAAGCAAAAGCAAACACUAUGUAUAGUUUGAAAAUAGUGUCUUAUUCUUUAUAACUCUUCCUAGAUUCCUUUAUCAUUCUUCAAAGUAGUUGUUUUGACAUAUUAGGGUAUCAAGUCCAGUAGAUACUGUCUUGUGCUACAGAAAACUUAAAAGGCAAUUUUGUACUAAUUAUAGUGUAAAUAUAAAAAUAGAACAUU
Antrostomus carolinensis (chuck-will's-widow) is the source of this 2997-nucleotide messenger RNA. RefSeq names its product TLE family member 1, transcriptional corepressor (gene TLE1). Gene Ontology annotation, cellular component: transcription regulator complex; nucleus. Lineage: Eukaryota; Metazoa; Chordata; Aves; Caprimulgiformes; Caprimulgidae. Gene Ontology annotation, molecular function: protein binding; transcription corepressor activity. The transcript has 18 exons. The record is from RefSeq and is a predicted model, not a curated record. Gene Ontology annotation, biological process: negative regulation of canonical Wnt signaling pathway; regulation of DNA-templated transcription. The annotation marks the transcript as partial.